Molecule: messenger RNA, 1044 nt
Organism: Bombina bombina (fire-bellied toad)
Lineage: Eukaryota; Metazoa; Chordata; Amphibia; Anura; Bombinatoridae
Gene: WNT8A
Product: Wnt family member 8A
Exons: 6
Coding region: 58-1044 (328 amino acids)
Biological process (GO): multicellular organism development; canonical Wnt signaling pathway; cell fate commitment
Cellular component (GO): extracellular region
Molecular function (GO): frizzled binding; cytokine activity
Source: RefSeq, a predicted model, not a curated record
CUCCUGGUGUUUUUCCCAAUUUCCAAGGCAUCAGCAUGGUCAGUUAACAACUUUUUGAUGACAGGACCCAAGGCAUAUCUUACAUACUCCACAAGUGUUGCAGUUGGUGCGCAAAGUGGCAUUGAAGAAUGCAAGUUUCAGUUUGCAUGGGAAAGGUGGAAUUGCCCAGAAAGUGCCUUGCAACUGUCUACGCACAAUGGUCUACGAAGCGCUACACGGGAGACAUCAUUUGUCCAUGCCAUCAGCUCAGCAGGGGUGAUGUACACACUGACUAGAAACUGCAGCAUGGGAGACUUUGACAACUGUGGAUGUGAUGACUCCAGAAAUGGAAAAAUUGGAGGAAGAGGAUGGGUAUGGGGUGGCUGCAGUGAUAAUGCGGAUUUUGGAGAGAGGAUUUCGAAAUUAUUUGUGGAUGGCUUGGAGACUGGACAAGAUGCCAGAGCUUUGAUGAACUUGCAUAACAACGAGGCAGGGCGACUUGCAGUAAGAGCAACUAUGAAGAGGACUUGCAAAUGCCAUGGGAUAUCUGGGAGCUGCAGUAUACAGACAUGUUGGUUACAGCUUGCAGAUUUUCGGGAUAUUGGAAAUCAUUUAAAGGUGAAACAUGAUCAGGCCUUAAAACUGGAGAUGGACAAAAGAAGGUUGAGAUCUGGUAACAGUGCUGAUAAUAGAGGAGCUAUCGCUGAUGCUUUUGGCUCUGUUGCUGGAACUGAACUCAUUUUUUUGGAAGACUCGCCAGAUUAUUGCUUAAAAAAUGCCAGUUUAGGUCUUCAGGGAACAGAGGGACGGGAGUGCCUACAGAGUGGAAAGAACUUGUCUCAGUGGGAGAGAAGGAGCUGUAGAAGACUUUGCACUGAGUGCGGCCUCAAAGUGGAAGAGAAGAGGACAGAGAUCAUCAGUAGCUGCAAUUGCAAAUUUCACUGGUGCUGCACAGUAAAAUGUGAGCAGUGCAAGACUGUUGUUACCAAGCACUUUUGCUCCAAGAGGGAAAGGCAUACUGUGAAUUUCGACACAAGGAGAAAGCACAGAGGAAAAAAGAGAUGA